Molecule: messenger RNA, 8218 nt
Organism: Astyanax mexicanus (Mexican tetra)
Lineage: Eukaryota; Metazoa; Chordata; Actinopteri; Characiformes; Acestrorhamphidae
Gene: camkvb
Product: CaM kinase-like vesicle-associated b
Exons: 11
Coding region: 214-1548 (444 amino acids)
Biological process (GO): peptidyl-serine phosphorylation
Cellular component (GO): intracellular anatomical structure
Molecular function (GO): calcium/calmodulin-dependent protein kinase activity; calmodulin binding; ATP binding
Source: RefSeq, a predicted model, not a curated record
CCUUUCAUGAGUAAAAAGUAUCCGGAGCGUCUCUCCUCCUCCCUACAGAUGGCAGAGCAGCCGCGGGAUUAGACUGCGCAUCUGCACCGAGAUUUACCGUCCAAACUCCGCGCGCCACAACCGAGCGGACCCAGCCUGCUGCGCGCGAGCUCCGGGGGGCUUCGGAGGGGCAGUGAAGACUCAGCACACCGCGGACCACCGGCAAAGAGGGCCAUGCCGUUUGGCUGUUUAACACUCGGAGAGAAGAAGGACUACAACAGUCCGACAGAGAUCACAGACAGAUAUGACCUGGGACAGCUCGUUAAAUCGGAGGAGUUCUGCGAGAUCUUCCGGGCCAAGGACAAGACCACGUCGAAAAUGUACACCUGCAAGAAGUUCCUGAAGAAGGACGGGAGGAAAGUGCGGAAGGCGGCAAAAAACGAGAUUUUCAUUCUGAAGAUGGUGAAGCACCCCAACAUCCUGCAGCUGGUGGACGUCUACGAGACCAGAAAAGAGUACUUCCUCUUCCUGGAGCUUGCUACAGGCAGAGAGGUGUUUGACUGGAUUCUGGACCAGGGCUACUACUCGGAGAAGGACACCAGCAACGUGAUUCGGCAGGUGAUGGAGGCAGUGGCCUAUCUGCACUCCCUCAACAUCGUCCACCGUAACCUGAAGCUGGAAAAUCUGGUGUAUUAUAACCGCCUGAAGCACUCCAAAAUCGUCAUCAGUGAUUUCCACCUGGCCAAGCUUGAGAAUGGCCUCAUUAAGGAGCCCUGUGGAACUCCAGAGUACCUGGCUCCAGAAGUUGUUGGCAGGCAGAGGUAUGGUCGGCCUGUGGACUGUUGGGCACUGGGAGUGAUCAUGUACAUACUUCUUUCUGGGAAUCCACCGUUCUAUGAUGAAGCUGAUGAUGAUGAUUAUGAAAAUCACGACAAGAACCUGUUCCGCAAGAUUCUGGCAGGAGACUAUGAGUUUGAUUCUCCGUACUGGGACGAAAUCUCAGACUCAGCCAAAACUUUAGUAUCGCGUCUGAUGGAAGUGGACCAGGAUCAGCGGCUCACGGCGCAGGAGGCCAUCAACCAUGAAUGGAUAUCUGGGAACGCCGCCUCGGAUAAGAACAUCAAGGAGAACGUGUGUGCGCAGAUAGAGAAGAACUUCGCUAAAGCAAAGUGGAAGAAAGCCGUGAGGGUCACGACCAUCAUGAAGAGGCUGAGAGCUCCAGAGCACCAGAACACCGACUCAGCAGCUGUAGCCAGUGCAGGAGCCCCAAACCCUGCAGGCGGAGCCCAGGAGAACCCUCAGGCUCCAUCUGAGGCCUCCACAACUCCUGCUAAUGCUACAGCACCAGAUAACACCCCUGUCGCUACAGCAUCCCCUGCUGGCCUGGAGGCCGCUAGCGCAGAAACCCAAGCAGCAGCAGCCGGAGCUUCAGCGCAUCCACCAGCUGAACCGGCUCAGCCUGGUUUAGCCGCUGAACAAGGCGAUGCUAAUUCUCAAUCACGGUGCAACGGUGAGGCUCCCGCUAACCCACCAUUAGCCACACAUACCGGAGACCAACAGAAUGGUUAAAGUUCCUUAAUCGGUCGCCCCACUUCCCCUUCCUCCCUCGCAUUUAAACCUUCAGCUUUGUAAAUUAGCUGCUAGCAUGGUCACCCUGAACCUGCUUCGCUCUCAUGCUAACAUUAGCAUCGCCAGCGCUGGUCAAACACAGAGCCUCGCCACUGUCCUUUCCUGAGCUACAGUAUCUGCAAAUUAAGUUAGCCUAAAUCACUUUCCCUGGGAAUUCUGAUACUCUUUAACAGCCUGUGUGUGCGCUACGCUAACUAGCCAUACUAAGCUAACACGUAUUGAUUAGCAUUCUGAGCUAACCUGUGUGGUAAUUUUUCAUUGGAUUGAAUUGAACUGCAAAAACACAAAAGGAAAUGUAACUCAUAAAAAAGUUUUUUUUUCUUUGGUCAGUUGUUAAGAAAAAUACAGAGAUUAGCUUGAUUAGCUUGUGCGGAGUACAGUUAGCCACACUGCGCUAUUUGUUUUCUUUCUUUUUGACUCUACAAUGAAGCUAAUUGAUGCUAAAAGUGUGUGAAACCUGACAUAUAGUGUUUUAUCAAUCAUUUUUUCCAAAAUUUAAUUUAAUUUAAUUUAAUUUAAGAUGUUAAAAAAAAAAAGUGCUAUUCCUUAAAAAUUUAAAAUACUUUUUUCUGACAUAAACAUAAUUUCAGGCACUUGACAAAAAAAUGAAGAUAAUUUCAUCUUCAACAUUCAACCAAAAUGGAAUGUAAAUACUACGAACAACAUAAAGCAGGGUAGGAAAUACUUUAUAAAGAUGCUAAUGCUAAGUCCAUGCUAAGUCCAGUCAAGUCAAGUUAGCGUUUAGCACUGGGCAUUUUGCUGGAUUCCUCCCUACAAAGCUGUUUACAUUUCUACCGUUUAGCAUUUUAAUGGUACAGAUGUCUCUACUCUGACGUGGCUAACUUAUUAAUGAUAAAUUAGCAUAAUCUGUGGCAUUAAAUCAUGUUAAACAUUUGCUCGACUAGCCUAGGGAGGCGUGGCUUGGCUCUUUAAGAAUUGUAAAGUUUCUGUAAAUACUAACCUCCACAGACGUAGCCAAAAACAGCAUGCUUUUUGAGAUUUGCUGUUUAUUUCAUACCUACAAUCUCCUGGCAAUCUCCGUGUGUCGAGAACGAUGUCCGACUAUUUUGGCCUUAUCUGGAGAAUUUGUCCCUCCUGGUCCAGACAUUUCUAACUCGUAGGCUCCGUUCACACAGCAGGUAAAAGUGGCCCAAAUUUAAUUUUUUGAACAAAUCCAAAAUCUGAUAUUUAUUUUAGGCUGUUCACACAAUCUUUUUAACUCGACCCAUAUCUGAUAUCUGUCGGAACAGUUCACACUGUGUAAUUGACACUCUUGCAAAGCAGGGAGCAGCGCUUCACAAUAAGUUUUAGUUUCAUUCUUGUCAGAAUGUCUAGAGCUAUUAAUGAGUUCACACUGCAGCUGAGCUUAUCACAGAGAGAAAAAUCACAAUAUUUGGUCACAGUCAGGUUUUUUCGGAGACAGUUUUUAGUUUUUUUAUUUCUUUAAUUCUGCAGCCACAACAAGCCUUCUUAUAUUAUUAAAUUAUAAUUAUAAUAAAAUUAUUAACAUUAAGUCUGAUCUGGCCAUUCAGACAGUCGCAUUUGUGAAAAUUGGAUAUGUAUAAGAUUUCAGUUCCACAUAUUAAAGUGGUGCAAAUCAGGAUUGAAAAUGUUAGAUUCAAUGCACUUUGUUCUGUUUACACUGCAAACACAAAAAUGCAGGUGUGAAAUCAGCGAUCACAUUUCUGGUGCAGAAUAAAACAACCGUAUCAAGACCCGGGAGAGGAGGUGUUCAGGGCAGUUUAAUCUGAUUUAUUACCCAGAUUAUUACUACAGCUAUUAACUAAUGCAUCUCUGCUGCUGCUCCAUGCUAAACUGUUCACACACUGAACGCUGUAUGUGCAGCGCUAACUGCUCAAGUCCGUGCAACUCUGAAAACCAACUGUGGUGGAAAAAAUUAGUGACAGAACAAACACAAAAUCUGAGUCUGGAUCGAAAGUGAGUGGAGAAUUUUUAUUGGAGAAAAAGAGAGAACGCACUACAUAGCAUUCAUAAGAGUCUUUCUACCCUGUACAGUUAUCUUUUCAGCCUAUAUAUACUCUCUAUUCUCCCUCAGGUCAUUUCCUUAUAUGGUCUUAAAUUCACGUCACUCCGUGCCCCACCUCGACUGAACCAAUAGUGCUACGUAUGCUUAUAUCUUGCUGAAGGGUUGCCCGCAAUUCGAAUUCUAGUUACAAAUAUAUACAUGAAUGUUACUUGUCAAGAGAAAUAAAACAAUAAAAAAUAAAAGAACCCACUAUGCUCUCCUUAUUGAUUAUGAAUCACCUCAAAUAAAUAAAAUGUCAUCACACAUCGCAACAGUUUGAACAUCCGUUCUGCGCAUCCCAUUAAAAACAAUGUGUUUGAAAUGUGUUCAGACAAUACAUUGUGCUCGUGUUGUUUGUUGGAGCGCAUUUUGGUGCGUUAAGGUUUGUGCCUGUGUGAAAACAAACCAAACCGAAGUAGAAAACGCUCCGAGUGAAUGAAAGACCCUAUUUGGGCCACAUUUACCUGCUGUGUGAACGUAGCCAUAUACACAGACUAAUCGAACACGUGCUACACUUACACACACUUUAGCUCUCUAGGCUGCUAUUUGCAUUUUCACUUGUGAUGGUUUUAGAAAAGGGUUUAAAGACUCAAAAGGUCUGAUUAGCAUCUAGUUGAAAUAAUAAGACAGGCCUUCACACUUUGCUUGGAUCUGCACGGUAGCUAGGCAAACGUCAAUAAGAUAAAAGGUACGUUUUUAAGAGUAUGUUAUCGUCAUAUUGUUGUAUAAAGAAAACACUGCGCGGUAGAUUUUUUUAUUUAUUUAUUUUGUUUGUUUUUUAUUUAGAUUUGUGUUCUGAAGAUGUCGAGAUGUGAAAGCGACACACUGUGGAGUUGGUUCAGCUUUUAUAUUUAUGAUUUAUUGAUUUUUCUUGUUUCUUUAUUUAUUCGUUUAUUAUUUAUUCAUUUAUUUAUCGCCUAGGUUGCAUUAGGCCCUGUUCUGCUAAACACAAUAUGCUGUAACUGUUUGUUAGUUUUAACGUAGUAGUUUUUUUGUGUUUUGCUCAACUUUAGCUACUAUGCAUUCAAAGUCAGCAUUACAGUUUAUGUCGGUUUACUGAACCUAACGUGGUGUCAAAAAAAGAAUCUGUCUACAUAUGAAUACAACAUAUGAGAGGAAAAAUGGAUGAUCAUGUUUUUAUUAUUGGUUACAUGACUAUUAGUGACACAGGAAAUAAUUAUGUAAUAAAAGAUGCGGGCCUUUUUUUUUUUAGAUAUUUCACUUUAUUCAUUGUACACUAUUAUAUGUUCAUUUUUUAAUAUCUAUUAUUAUAUCAUUUAAUAUUUUAAUAAAUUUCCAUUUUAAUAUACCAACACAUCUCCAUGCAUUUUAGCAUGAAGUAUAACACUGAAAAACUCACUACCAUAUUUUUCGCAUUAUAAGGCGCACUAUAAUCUGAUCUGUUUUCAUACAUAAGGAGCAUUAUUCAACACUAGUAAGGAACAGGGGUGCCGCCAUGUUUUCCUUCUAAUUUAGCAGUCUAAGCUAAUUAUGUAAACAAAACUGUAAAAUUUUUCUCUCUUGAAAACUGUUUAUUUGGGUGAGUAAAGCGCUUCUGUUCAUUUGCAGUAUGUUUAGAUUCCUGAAUUUCUCCAGCAUUAAGGCUGGAGCAUUAGCAUUUAGCACCUCACUGCUAGCAGUAAUGCUAAUGCUGCUCCAGCAUUGCUAGCCAUGGUAACAUGCCAAUAAUAUUUACUUCUGAACGGCCAAAGAGCUAGCGCUUAGCAUGGUUAGCGGGUAAAGCUAAUGCUGCUCCAGCAGUGCUAGCCAGGGUUAGCAGCAGGCUACAGGCCGAUAUUACUCACCUCCAAAUGACAAAAGAGCUAGAGCUUAGCGCUGUCAGUGGGUAAUGCUAAUGCUUCUCCAGCAGUGCUAGCCAGGGUUAGCAGCAGGCUACAGGCCGAUAAUACUCACUUCUGAAUGGCUAAAGAGCUAGCGCUUAGUGUAGUUAGCGGGUAAUGCUAAUGCUGCUCCAGCAGUGCUAGCCAGGGUUAACAGGAGGCUACAGGCUGAUAAUACUCACCCCUGAACGACGAAAGAUCUAGCACUUAGCGUGGUUAGCGGCUAAUGCUAAUGCUGCUCCAGCAGUUCUAGCCAUGGUAACAGGCUGAUAAUACUUACCUCUGAAUGGCCAAAGAGCUAGCACUUAGCGGGUAAUGCUAAUGCUGCUCUAGCAGUGCUAGCUGUGGUUACAAGCUUAUAAUACUCUGAACGGCUAAAGAGCUAGUGCAUAGCACAUUUAGCGGCUAAUGCUAAUACUGCUCCAGCCUUGGUGCUGGAGAAACUUCACUGAAACUCCAUGGAGUGGCUUUACUGCGCCUCAAUACCUGACAGGUAGACUUCAUACACAAGGUGCACCAGAUUUAAAGGCACACUAAUGAUUUUUGGUAAAAUUAAAGUAUUUUAAGUGCACCUUAUAGUGCGAAAAAUACGGUAACUGAAGCUCCAGCGCCUUCGUGUGAUUAAAUAAGAUGAUUAACACUGAUAAAGUUAAAGUAAGAGGAGUGAUGGAUGUUUUCAGCACAAACCAGAGCAAUAGUUUACUGCGAUACUGUGACGCCUGUUUCUGCUGUUCUGUUAUGCUAUCCACCCCUGAGUGGGGCAUCCUCUGUUCAAACAGCCUGUCUGUGCUAAUAAUGCUAAUUUUGGAUGGAUACUGGAUUGAUCUCGAUGUUGGAUUAGAUGUUUAUCAUGUCUUCAGCCUGUAAACAUGCUAACUUUAAAAUCUCAAACAUCUGUGUGAUUCUCCUUCUUCACGUGGCGGCUAAAUGCUAUGGCUAAUGCUGUAGGUUUGCACCUACACCUACAUUUACACUUUGGGUGCAUCCCAUGUAAUGCAUACUAAUUACUGAUACUAACUAGAUUUUGAGUAUUAACAGGGACAUAUUAUGCAAAACUCAAUAAUGUGUGAGAGUACACAGCAGGAUUAUCCAGCAGACCUCAUCUGAGGGAGGCAUCUGUACCUACUGUCUGUAGCAAGUCAGUAUAUGAGGAUGUGGGAGAUGGAAGUGCUUUCAAAUAAAAAAAAAAGUUUUCUCAUGAGUGUUUCUAUCACAGUUAAACAUGAACUAGCUUGUUUGUGUUUUGCCGUUUAGCACAAGCUAACACUAACCUGUGAUAAACACUCAGCGUGCAAACAUGGGCGUGGCCAGCAGCAGCUUAUUUGCAUAAAAGCGACAGAGCCCUUAAACAGCUCAAUCUGAAAGAGACUAAAACUGGCAAGAAUAAAACUGGUGAGUUCUGGUGAGAUUAGCCAGUAGACUUUGUCUGAGGGAGGAAUCUGUACCUCUACUGUCUGCAGCAAGUCAGCAGAUGAAGGAAAGGUAUAAUAUGUCCCCUUUAAUAAUUAAAUAUAGACAAAAGUGUAAAAGUUGAGUAUACUCAGCUAACAACAAUACAUUAUCAGGAUUGGAUAGUUUUUGAGUGUGGAAUGCAGUUCAAAAUGGAACAAUUUUAGAACAAAAAAAGUAUAGACAACAAAAUAAGGGCACAUCUUAUUUUAUAAUAUCCUAUUUUUUUAUUUUAAUUUAAUUUAAUUAAUCAUUCCUUAUUUCUUUUUUUUAUUUGUUCAAACUCUAUGGCCCCUUCUGUCUGAUGAAUUUAUAUACUUUACCUGUUCUGUACAUUUCUUUAAUAACUGACUAUAACACAUGAGACUUUAAUUAAAUAAUACAUUAAUAUAAUAAUAUUGUAUUUAUUUAUUUUUUAUUUUUAUUUUUCUCCAGCAGUGUUAGCCGGGGUUAGCAGCAGGCUACAGGUCAAUAAUUCUCACCUCUGAAUGGUGGCCAAAGAGUUAGCGCGUAGUGUGGUUAGCGGGUAAUGCUAAUGCUGCUCCAGCAGUGCUAGUCAUGGUUACGGGCCGAUAACACUCACCUCUGAAUGAUGGAAGAGCUAGUGCUUAGCACAGUUAGUGGGUAAAGCUAAUGCUGCUCCAGCCUUGAUGCUGGAGAAACUUCACUAAACACCUGGAUUUUUUUUUGUUGUUGUUGUUAUUUUAAUUAUAUUUUUAUUAACCGUUCCUUAUAUAUAUUUUUUUAUUUGUUCAAACUCUAUGGCCCCUUCUGUCUGAUGAAUUUAUGUACUUUACCUGUUCACAUGAGACUUUAAUGAAAUAAUACAUUAAUAUAAUAAUAUUGUAUUUAUUUAUUAUUUUUAUUUAAAAAUUUUUGAAAGCUAAAACCAGGAGGGUUCUAAUACAAAACAAAUAAAUGGAAUGAUUUCUAUGUAUGUUUGUCUGAUAAUAAUAAUAUUAAUAAUAUAAUUAAUAAUGAAGAUUUUUACCGAGUACAGAAUACGUGUACACUUAGACCGCAACGAAAUACUGUGUUAAUACGACUCAAAGCAAUGCUUUUUCUAGGGCAGAACAUUUGCAUUUUUCCGUGUUUUAGUCGUCUGUUGAUUUCUCUUCCGGCACUUUCUGGUGUAUUUGAUGCCGUGGUUGUUCGUGGACGUGUGGGCUCUGAUGGAGCUCUGGUCUUUCUCACCUUUAACCUCUGUAUUCCUCUGAGUUUCAUCUGUUUGAUGGUAAUAAACAAAACAAAAACACACAAAUAAAUAAUGAAUAAAAUCUCAAUACAAAAAAAA